This is a messenger RNA of Colletotrichum chrysophilum, 1419 nucleotides long. RefSeq lists its product as uncharacterized. Bases 1 to 1419 code for a protein of 472 amino acids. Lineage: Eukaryota; Fungi; Ascomycota; Sordariomycetes; Glomerellales; Glomerellaceae. The record is from RefSeq and is a predicted model, not a curated record. The transcript is spliced from 3 exons.
AUGAGCAAUCUCCUCUCCCCGCAGUUCAAGCUCGAAGAGGUCACCGAAGAUGACAUGGUCAUCGCCUCGCUGGCCUGGGGCUUCACCCUCGGGUUCGGCUGGCUCACGACGUGGACGGCGGUCCGGCAGACUACGGCGAUGUACAGGCGGCAGGGCGACCGCAUCCUGCGCAAUCCGUACAUUUGGAUGAUUUGGCUAGAGAUCCUGGUGUGCUCGAUAUUCAGCGUCAUCUGCUGGUUGCAUCUCAAGGGCAUCAUUCCUCCAAGCUUUGCGUUCUACUUCACCAUCUUGACAACAUGGGCACUGCAAGUCCAGUUCUUACUUCAAAUCAUCAUCAACCGCUGCGCAAUUCUCCUCACCAAUAGGAAAUUGGCAUGGCGCGUCAAGGUCGGCGUGGCGGUCCUCAUCACCGCGAUCAACAUCUCCGUCUACAACAUCUGGAUCCCGGCCCGCCUGCAGGUCUCGGAUCGCUAUGUCGAGAUCAACGACUGGUGGGACCGCUGCGAGAAGGUCAUCUACCUCAUCGUCGACGGCGCGCUCAACAUCUACUUCGUCCGCAUCGUGCAGAAGAACUUGGUCAUGCACGGCUUGACCAAGUAUAAGCGUUUGACCAGGUUCAACAUGUUCAUUAUCGGGUUCUCGCUGAGCAUGGAUGUGCUCAUCAUUGCCAUGAUGAGUCUGAACAACACCUUCGUCUACAUGCAAUUCCACCCCUUGGCCUACAUGGUCAAACUCAAAAUCGAAAUGUCAAUGGCCGAACUCAUUGGCAAGGUCGCCCGCAAACGUGACAUGGGCAUUCUCUCCGCCGCAGACUGGAACGGCGACCGCAACUCAUGGCACCCUUCAGAGUACUCCCUCCAACUACCAAACUACAACCGCAACACACCAGCUGGUCGCCCAGCAAAUCCCAUCGAACUCAAUUCCAACCUAACCCGCGGCACCAACACCGCAGCAGUCAGCACCGCCCCCGGCUCCCGGCGAGAAUCCAUCGGAACUGCCGACCUGGAAGGCGGCCAACAGCCUAAGAUGGCAAUCUAUAGGACUCGAGAGGUCGUGGUGGAGAUCGAGCGCGUGCCCCCGGGCGGCAGCACCGCCAACCCGACCGUCCCCGCAGCGACGAGCAGCUCCCAGCAGCCGCCGCCAGACCUGGAAAUCUUCAACUCCCAGAUCCUGAUAGACGACUCCGAUGACGACGAAGAUGACGACUCCUCGCAGAAGGGCUUCUCGCACCCCGGCAAGCCCCUUGCGCUGCCCGACAUCUCGGCGCCCUGGGCAGGCGGCUUCAGCACGCGCAUUUGGGACGGGACGAACUGCGAACAGGACCCGACUCUGCCGGCAUCGGUAGCGAAGAUCGGGUCGGGGUGGCAACAGGACGACGUGUUGCAGGCGAGCGGGUUUCCCGAUUUGGGCACCAAGUGA